CGGCCGGGAACUCGGGGAGAUUCCCGCGGAGGCCCGCGGGAGGCAGCGCGGGGCCUGGCGCGGAGGCCCGGGCCUGGGAGCCGCAGGCAUGCUACGUCCCAAGGCUCUGACCCAGGUGCUAAGCCAGGCCAACACCGGCGGUGUCCAGAGCACGCUGCUGCUGAAUAACGAGGGAUCCCUGCUGGCCUACUCCGGCUACGGGGACACGGACGCCCGGGUCACCGCGGCCAUCGCCAGCAACAUCUGGGCCGCCUACGACCGCAACGGGAACCAAGCGUUUAAUGAAGACAAUCUCAAAUUCAUCCUCAUGGACUGCAUGGAGGGCCGUGUCGCCAUCACCCGGGUGGCCAACCUUCUGCUGUGUAUGUAUGCCAAGGAGACAGUGGGCUUUGGAAUGCUCAAGGCCAAGGCCCAGGCCUUGGUGCGGUACCUGGAGGAACCCCUAACUCAAGUGGCCGCCUCCUAGUGAGCCUCGGCUGAAGCUGGGCUCGGAAAAGA
This is a messenger RNA of Lontra canadensis (Northern American river otter), 498 nucleotides long. It is a transcript of the gene LAMTOR2, whose product is annotated as late endosomal/lysosomal adaptor, MAPK and MTOR activator 2. Gene Ontology annotation, molecular function: molecular adaptor activity; guanyl-nucleotide exchange factor activity. Bases 89 to 466 code for a protein of 125 amino acids. The record is from RefSeq and is a predicted model, not a curated record. NCBI's taxonomy places the organism in Eukaryota, Metazoa, Chordata, Mammalia, Carnivora, Mustelidae. The transcript is spliced from 4 exons. Gene Ontology annotation, biological process: positive regulation of TOR signaling; cellular response to amino acid stimulus. Gene Ontology annotation, cellular component: Ragulator complex.